AUGUCAGGCCUGAAUUUGGCCCAUCUUAACAUAUCUCAAAAGACACCUGGCCUGGUUGCGCUUUUAGCUCUUCCACCCUCAACGACGACUCGCUCUCUCUUUACCCUUUCAGCAAAUCCUCCGACAAAACUCCGGACUUCCAUCAGAUUCAGGAGUCUAUUUUAUUUUCCGGCGCAAUUUCAAAUCCUCGAUCUCAAUGAAUCCAGAAUAGUAAGUUCUCAAUUUCUCCCGUUGAAUUAUGAUUUAAUCCGUGAUUCACUUAGAGUUGCUGAAUUCUUUUGUACGAUUGUUUGCCCUCUUGCUCUUUCAAAAGAUUUGAUUGAAGGAAAUAUUCAAAACCUUUAUUCAUCAAGGUUGAGGAAUGAUUUGAGAUGGAGGCUACCAGAUGUCUACCCACUGCUAGGGGCUCUUGGUUUUUUAGCUGUAGGAAAGUAUGUUAUCAAACAAAUGCCCAGUUUGCAUUUGGAAAACAACGGUGGCCGGCCUGAUUUGCGUGGCUGCUGCGAUUAUCUGUUCAAACUGUUACUUAUCGGAGAUUCUGGUGUUGGGAAAUCAUGCCUUCUUCUGCGGUUUGCGGAUGAUUCUUAUUCAGAGAGUUAUAUUAGCACCAUUGGAGUUGACUUUAAAAUCCGCACCGUGGAGCAAGAUGGGAAAACUAUUAAACUUCAAAUUUGGGACACGGCUGGGCAAGAACGAUUUAGGACAAUAACUAGCAGCUACUAUCGUGGAGCACAUGGUAUCAUUGUGGUAUAUGACGUCACGGACCGUGAAAGCUUCAACAAUGUAAAGCAGUGGCUAAAUGAAAUUGAUCGCUAUGCCAGCGAAAAUGUUAACAAAAUUCUGGUUGGAAAUAAGUCCGAUCUUACUGAGAAGAAAGCUGUUUCCUAUGAGGAAGCUCAGGCUUUUGCUGAUGAAAUUGGUAUUCCAUUCAUGGAGACGAGUGCGAAAAAUGCUAGUAAUGUUGAGCAAGCUUUCAUGGCAAUGGCUGCUGCUAUAAAGAGCAGGAUGGCAAGCCAACCAGCCAGGGACAAUGCUAAGCUUCCGAAUGUGAAUAUUAAGGGGCAGCCUGUUGCACAAAGUAGUGGCUGCUGCUCCUCCUGA
Messenger RNA from Oldenlandia corymbosa var. corymbosa, 1101 nucleotides. Lineage: Eukaryota; Viridiplantae; Streptophyta; Magnoliopsida; Gentianales; Rubiaceae. The record is from the annotation of a GenBank genome assembly.